Neltuma alba is the source of this 1306-nucleotide messenger RNA. RefSeq names its product surfeit locus protein 1-like. The record is from RefSeq and is a predicted model, not a curated record. NCBI's taxonomy places the organism in Eukaryota, Viridiplantae, Streptophyta, Magnoliopsida, Fabales, Fabaceae. Gene Ontology annotation, cellular component: membrane. The transcript is spliced from 4 exons. Bases 6 to 767 code for a protein of 253 amino acids.
AUAAAAUGUUGGACUAUCGAGAGAAGAGACUGCAGAUGGAGCCUUUAAAAUUCAGCAGUGCAUCUCCAUCUGCUGAAGAAUUGGAUUCUCUAGAAUUCAGGAAGGCGGUCUGCAAAGGAGUUUAUGAUGAUAAAAAAUCAAUCUUUGUGGGUCCACGUUCGAGAAGUAUUUCAGGAGUGACUGAAAAUGGCUACUAUCUUAUAACACCUCUUAUGCCGGCUCCCAGUUGUCCAGACAGCGUGAGUUUUCCAGUAAUAGUCAACAGAGGAUGGGUUCCACGCAGUUGGAGAGAUAAGUUUGUUGAAGCUUCUCAAGAUGGUGAGCAGUCUUCAGAACGACUCCCCUCUCCAUCGCAGGCUGGUGGAACAAAAUCCUGGUGGAGAUUUUGGUCUAGAAAACCUGAUAUCACUGAGGAUCAUUCCCCUCCUGUCACACCCGUAGAAGUAAUCGGAGUAGUUCGUGAAAGUGAGAAACCAAGUAUUUUUGUUCCAGCAAAUGAUCCUGAGUCUUCCCAAUGGUUCUAUGUUGAUGUUCCAGGCAUUGCCCGUGCUUGUGGACUCCCAGAAAACACUAUCUAUCUUGAAGAUAUUAAUGAAAAUAUCAAUCCAAGUAAUCCUUACCCUAUCCCAAAGGAUGUCAACACUUUGAUUCGAAGUUCAGUCAUGCCUAGAGACCACCUCAAUUAUACAAUGACAUGGUAUUCUCUUUCUGCAGCUGUUACAUUUAUGGCAUUUAAGAGACUGAGGCAGAAAAAUAAGCGGAGAUAACAAAAUCGUCACUGCGCAUUUCCCAGUAAUAUGGCAUGGUGCAUACAUCUCCAUUCAUGUUUUCGCGCUUAAAGUCAGAUCUUAACUGAACGGGAAUUAUUUCCAUCUAAGUUCGGUUCAAAUGAUAUCUUCUCAGCCUAGGGUAUGGCUCUCGCCCUAAAUGAUGAUAAGAUUAUGUUUCUUGACACUUAUGUUUUACUUAACGAUGAGGUGGAUGGCGAUUAAAUUGUUCAGCGGCAACCAAGCCAAUUUUCCAUCUGAAAAUAAAGUAUUGUUACUUGUUUUGAGAGGACAAAGUAUUAAAAGUAGGAGGUAGCUGAGGAAGUGAGUAGUUGAAUCAGUCCCAAUCUCAAUACUUGAUGUUCAAUUUUUUUUUCCUAUUAAGUUUUGUUCAAACUGAGCUCUUAACAUGUCCAGGGUUUGUCAAUGGUCAUUUUUGGCCAUUCCCCUUGCCAGCUGAGUUCAGUGACCUAUUUGUGCUGUGCUUACAUGAUUAUGUUUUGUUUUCCCCGUUGGCAUGGGAUAUCAUUCUUGUUUCA